AGAAGUAUACGGAAUUAGCAGCGCAAUCCUAGCAAAUUUGUAGUAAUAUGAUGAUGGCACAAGGUAGUAUUGGAAAGACCCGUCGAUUCUGCAUCCCCGAAAGCCAGACUGCCUCAAUCGUUUGGGGAAAGUGGAUUAUCAUUAACCGAACAAGACUGGAAAGAAACUUUGGUGGGCUUCGAUUUCGCAAAUCGCGUGGAAAAUCGUAAUGUCUGAGAGAAUGGCUGGAUCGGUUGUGGGGUAGGGUAGAGUGAGGGCGAGGGAACUCCCGAUAUGAAAAAUAUACAUGACUUCGUUUGACGCAAAAUCAUACGAGAGAAACAUCAACGCGAACUGUCAGUCAGUCAGUGAACGAUGCCUUCAGCAUGAAGUAACAGGAGUUUGCUCGCGCGUUGCUACGAGUAGAUUGCACUCACACAGGCGCACACAGAUUGUACAAAAAACGGAGACGAGAUUUUUUCCAUCGAAUUUGCUGAAUUUUACAUCAUAAAAUUCAGGGAUAAAAGUAAUACCAAAGUGGAGAAAUUUAUCGGGAAGUUGUUCCCGGGCACACGCCGGUGUAUUUGAACCUAGCGAAGACCGGAUUUUGUCGGUGCUCGGAGGAGAAAAGACGAUUUAUUUUUCGCUGCUGCUUACACACGGGUUUGAAGAUGUUUGCCGUCGUCUGAACGGGGAUCCUACAUUUUGGUGGAACUGGCUAUGCAAGGAUUGUUCCCAGUUUGCGUACAACAAGACAGCGAGAUCAGUUCCCUUUGAGCGAUGAACGGAACAACUGAUGGCAAAUCCUCCAGCUCAUCUUCGUCGUCGUCAUCCGGUGGCGGUAGCAUUGGCGGCGGCGCAACAAUAACUAAUCAACAGAAAGCACCCCGAAAUUACAAACUGAUAGCAGACCCGUUCCUACAUAAAGGAGUUCCAAAAAUCUACCGCUACGAUGGGAUCGUCCCCGGUGAUCCAACCUAUCCUCCGGUAAUACCUAGGGAUCCGCGGAAUCCACUGGCCAGGAUUAGGGCACGUUCGGAAGUAUGUGAUCUAACUGUUCCGAGAUUCAAAAUCGAUCAGAACUACAUUGGUGAACCUCCGGCUAUAGAAAUUACUAUCACUAACUUGAAUGACAACAUCGAUAAGCCUUUUUUGGCGGACAUGCUCGCGAAGUGUGGCACCUAUACCGAAUUGUACAUCUAUUACCACCCAGUGACGAACAAACAUCUGGGCCUGGCACGGAUCGUAUUCGAGAAUGUCCGCUCAGCGCGACUUUGCGUGGAAAAGCUUAAUGGAACCUCAGUAAUGGGUAAAGUACUCAACGUCUUCAAAGAUUCGUUCGGCGAAGAAUGUAAGCGAAUAUUAGAGGAUAGAACGUCGGAAAAACCUAAACGAAAUGCCGUACAACCACCACAACCGCCGUCACAUGCACACGAUGCGAUGCCACCACUUCCAGCAGUUGCCACAAGUCAGUUGGGUCCUGCAAAACCAUCACAUAUGUCCUCCGCUAGCCACUACGGGCGUGGUGGUGGUGUUACCGAAUUAUUAAAUGACGAAGACAAUUGGGAUAGUGACGACGUGGUUAAAGUUGCAAAACCAUCAUCGAUUAAAAAUGUACCGGAAAACGACUCAUGGGAUGCGGACGAUUACUCGGGAAGUGCUGGGAACAGCCAGGACUCCAGCUUCUACAACAAAGAAAAAUAUUCAUCGGCGAGGAAAAGUGUAAGCCAUUAUGACGAGAAGGACGACGACGGGAGAAACAAGGAUAAAUACUACGACCGAGAUCGAGAAAAAGACCGUAAGCACCACCAUCAUCACAAAAGUGGCAAACGUGAGCGGGAUCGGGAUCGAGACAGGGACAGCAGGGACUGGGAGCGUGGUAGAGAAAGGGAUCGAGAACAGAAAUGGGAUAGAGGCGAGCGUGAACGAGAUCGAGAGAGAGAUCGUGAUCGCGAGAAGGAACGUGAUCGUGACAGAGAAAGAGAUCGAGAUAGACACUGGGAUCGAGAUCAUGAACGGUUCGGGCGGGAUCGUGAUAACCGGCGGAAAAGCAAAUCCGGAGGUUAUUGGCAUGUUGAGUCUGGCAGCUAUUCUACUGAGGCAAAUUAUUCUGGAAGCAAUCGGUUCUCACAGUACGAAUACUAUGGAUACUCAUCGUCUGAUUAUGGUCAUUAUGGUUAUCCACCUCCGCCACCUUCAGCAUCCGUGGGAAACUAUGCGGCCACCGAAACCGCAACCACAUCGUGGGCACCACCGCCGCCUCCUGAUGAAAAGCCAAAAGCACCUCCUCCGCCUCCCACCGCCAGUAAGCCCAAGUCCGUUUUAGACGAUUCAGAAAUGUGGGAUGAUGACGCUGAUGGAAUGGUACAACCAAAGCCACCAAUGACGCCUCCUGUUCUUCCUGAGCCAAAGAGUGAUCUCAACGUCGAGGAUGAGAAUAGCGGCUCCGCUUUAGAUUUAGACACUAGAAUAGCGCUUAUGUUCAAGGAUAAAACGUUUGGCGCCGCUCCUUUCCUGCAAUUGAGUGAUGGCGAAGAGGAAGAAAAGAAAGAAGCAACUACCAACUCAGUGAACCAAGCUCAAGACGUGCCAAUCAAGGAGGAAAUCAAAGAAGAGUCGUCUGCUAGCUCUCCACUUCCGGAAGUUCAACUUAAAAAUGAAUCCAAAAUAGAACCCCCAAAGGAGGAAGGAGCAAGUGACAUAUCGUCUAGUGACGAUGAAAUUCUCGCUAAAGAAAGUUCACCUGUGAACAAACCCUACAUGGAAGAUAUUAUCAAACGCGAUAACGAUCAAAUGUCGCUAUCAAGUCUAUCCUCGAAUGAUGAUAAGAACGAUGAUCUCAAGCCACCCCCACUUCCGGCAGAUCCUGCCCCUGAAGCUCCGCCUCCUCCCGAACCAACUGAUCAGGUUGCUUAUGUUUAUCCACCCGGUAUUGGACCCGUCAUGGGAUAUCCCCCGGCACCCCCCGGUACUGACCCUUCAUACUAUUAUUCACAAACAUACUCCCAAAGUUCGUAUCAACAGUAUCAAUCGGGCUACUAUCAAAACAGUUAUGUGCAUCAGUAUGUUCCAGGUUUUACCGGAGCGUAUCCGUACCAGUUCCCAGCAUCUUCCCAGCCGUAUUACUCUCCGAACAAGAAAGAUCCCUACGGCAGCGAAGAUCGACACCGGUCGACAUAUACGGGAAGCUCGGGAAGAGAUCGCGGCCGGCAGCAUCUCCAAAAAAACAAUCGCUACGACGAUGCCAUAACAGCUGUCAUCGAACGUGUAACGGCUGAAUUGAAGCAAAUUCUGAAGAAAGAUUUCAACAAGAAAAUGAUAGAAAACACCGCCUACAAGAAUUACGAAGCGUGGUGGGACGAGGAAGAGUUGAAAAGCAAGGGCAAGGAUAAGAGUGUUCUGAGCGAUAUCACCCCUCUAGUUGGUAAGAAAGUGAUUGACAAGGCACCGGAUAUCAACCAGCUGCUCAAUCAAACGUACGAUAAUCUGGACAGUAACAGCAGCUACAUGGGGCUUGGACUACGAGCCACCAUUCCCAAGAUGCCUAGCUUUCGGAGAAUACGGAAGGAACCGAGCCCUGUUCCACAGGACGAAGAUUCGAGGCGGAGCGAUCAAGAGGACAUGGUACACGGAUCUGACUCGGAGAAAGAACAAGACUGUCAGAAUACAACGCCGACAAAGUCUAAAGCACCCUCAAAUUUGGUGUCUCCAGGGAGCGCUACUAUCUCGAGGAUACCCUCCUCUUCCGCUAUUCAACGCACAGAGAAACGAAAACCCAGUGUGUCGUCGUUCUUCACGUCGUCCAGUGAAGAGGAGAGUGCCAGUGCCAGUGAGUCAGAGGAAAGCACAGAUUCUGGUUCGAUUUCUAACGCGGAAAUUCCAUUCAACAACAACCGGAAGCAACCACAACAAUCUUCCUCUCGUGAAAAGCGCGAGAAACGCAUCUAUUCCGACUCGGACAGUGAAGAUGAGUUGCUGGAACAGUCGGGAAACAAAUUCUCGCUACCAUCCAGCAGUGUUGGCUCUCGUAGCAAGGCGAAGAUAUACUCCGAUUCGGAUUCAGAUGAACCAUCCAAACCUCCCCGCAAAGAAAUUUUACCUUCCGUUUCGACCGAGAAAGUUCGCAGCAAAAGUCCGGACAGCCCAUCGAUUCUGCCGCAUAGUAGCGGCACAAGUGAAGAAAAACCAACUCCACCUGCUGCGUUACCGGAGAAAGUUUCGAUGCUUCCGCUGGACGAACUACACGAAGAUCUAUCGCCGGACGUUGAUGAGAGCUCUCCUCCCGAGGAGCCUCCGAGAACACCUGGCCGAGAAUCUCCGAAAAAAUCCCGCUACGAUCUUGACCGAAUCUACAGUGACUCGGAGGAGGAGCGUGAGUAUCAGGAAAAACGAAGAAGGAAGGCCGAAUAUCUGGAGCAAAUCGAACGAGAAUUCCAGGAAGAGCAAGCGAGAUUAGCUCUUGAAAGCGAACAACUAAAGGCUGCGGCCGAAUCGGCUCCUCCGGUUCCGAAAUCGCCCGUUAAAGGAGCGAGAAACAACAAGAAGAAUUCUUCGGUAUCAAUACUGGAUAAGGCUCCAAGUCCGGGCGAUCCCGUCACUCCAAUAACCACCCAACCACCUCCAACACCUGGUGCAGGGCUUCUCGAUACCUGCAAAGAUCCUAUGGCUGCCUCCAUGCCUACGAGUAGUGCAGCACCAGCAGCAGCAGCUGGGAAAAAGAAAAAAGCGGAAAAAGUCACUAAACCGAAAGCGAAAGGAGGCCGAAAAGCAAAAGAUACCAACGGAGUAUCUCAUAGUGUGCUUUCUGUACCAGAAGUAUCUCCUAUUCCAGUGCAACAGCCCCCAGCACCCGCACCUGUAAUUACACCAUCAGUAGCAAAUCUUCCUCCGCCUUUUGAACCACUUGGUACUGCUCCACGGACCACUUCGACGGCAGACGAUUUCUUCUCUGCCGACGAGGAGGCGAGACGAGCCGCGAAAGCGUCUCCCACCUCUUCGGAUGGUGGUUCGAGUCAGAUUAGUCAGGUGGCACUUGAUCACUGCUAUUCAUUACCACCCUCAGCGUCGCCUUCAUCCUCAUCGCCACAUCCCCAGUCAGAUUACUCAGCGCCGGUCGCUAAAUCUGCGAACAAAUAUGCACCCUCGUCCGAUGUGCUUGCGCACGACCAUGGCUACACAAACAACGAUAACGCUGGUGUACUUCCGGGAACACCAGGACAAGCAGUUGCGGCCAUCUCAGUGGAGCAUGUGCAGCAUGUCACCCCUGACGCUGCUGCAGAGUUGAAAGCCAUUGUUCCUGGUUCAGCUACUGCAGCUCCAUCCUCACGCCCGGUCGGCCGUCCAAAGAAGGAGACCAAUGCUGCAAAGGCGAAACACAAGAAACGCACGGAGAAGCAGGAGAAAAUAGCAAUUGCACAACGAGGCUAUGCCAGUGCUGCUGGUGCUCAAGCGCUCGCUCCUUACAAUCAAUCAACACAAUUUGUACCUGUUGCUAAAUACCGGGAACGCGAGAUUCGUUCCGAAAUGGGCGUUCUGUACGAUUUCCUUACGCGCGGAAUCGACGCCGAAGAUGUCCACUACAUCAGACAGAGCUAUGCAUUGCUCCUCAGUGAUGAUGCGAACAAUUAUUGGCUGAACGCUACUCAUUGGGUUGAUCACUGCACAACGGAACGAAGCUAUAUUCCACCGCCCGCGAAAAAGCGUAAAAAAGACAAAGAAUCAGUGUCCGACAUCAAACAACACUCGACCGGGUCGGCUCGAACUCAGGGCUUCUACAAGAUAGACCCCAGAGAAAAGGCAAAAUACAAAUACCACCAUUUGAAGGGCACGGCAGCGGCGAACCACUUGAACAAAAUCGAAACGGCCAAAGCCGUUGCAAAAAUGCAGGGCCUGUCACGAGAGGCUCGCUCCAACCAGCGUCGACUGUUGACAGCGUUUGGUGCCAGCACUGAGUCCGAGUUGCUCAAGUUUAACCAGUUGAAGUUCCGCAAGAAGCAGCUGAAAUUUGCGAAAUCGGCCAUCCACGACUGGGGACUCUUUGCGAUGGAACCGAUUGCGGCCGAUGAGAUGGUCAUCGAGUACGUUGGGCAGAUGGUUCGCCCCUCGGUGGCUGAUCUGAGGGAAACAAAGUACGAAGCCAUUGGUAUCGGCAGUUCGUAUCUCUUCCGGAUCGAUAUGGAGACGAUUAUCGAUGCAACCAAGUGUGGCAAUUUGGCGCGUUUUAUCAAUCACAGCUGUAACCCGAAUUGCUAUGCAAAGGUCAUCACGAUCGAGUCGGAAAAGAAGAUCGUAAUAUACUCGAAGCAGCCCAUCGGGGUGAAUGAGGAGAUUACCUAUGACUACAAGUUCCCGCUGGAGGACGAGAAGAUUCCCUGCCUGUGUGGAGCGACCGGUUGUCGAGGAACGCUCAAUUAGUGGGUGUUUUUGGUAAGACUAUUUUCUGGGUGUUUGUAUAACACGGUUCACCUCAUGCUGUACUCAUGACAGCUUGACACGCUGAAUAAGUGUCUAAAAUGAAAUUAAGAAGGUUUUUUUUUAGUUUGAGAAGGUUAGAGCAGUAAGAACUUAUCUUAUACUGGGCGUCGAUUAUUUCACAUUUCCUGGGAAUAACCAUGGACUAGUUUCUAAAGGAUCCUAUUCUUGAACAGGAACGAAAUGAAAAGACGAUGAAGUAAGGCAACAAGAAGGAAGAAUAAAUCACUGUUAUUGAAAAACAACUACUCUGAUAGAACCAUCCCGGAAAAUGUCAUACACAACUGAUUUGUUCGUACUCUUUUUCAACGUCUUGAAUUGGAUUGUAGUUUGGUUUGGUGUGAAACACGUAAUUUCUCAAACACUGCGAGUUUCUUUUUGUUUAAUUGCACCAUUGAGUGCAAAGUUGAUGUGUAAUAUGAUUACUCAAGGUAAACUAGUGUUUAGAAGAUGGAAGGAAAGUGUAGAUUAAUGAAUAUUAUAUAUUUAUUCAUUAGUUUCAUAUUUCCUUGUGAUGGUAUGACGAACAAUACAUUUCAGGAUCGCCAGUUAUUUCAUUUCUUUCUGUGCAUAAUAGAAAGAGGAAAGCAAUUCGAUGUUUUUUCUAUCUUGCUUUUAUUAUUAACUUAUCGUUAAGUGUUACUUCUUAAGUGUUCAUCAAAUGUAAAUAUUAUCACUAGUUUAAUUGAUACAUAAGAACGUAAAGAUACAAACAAAAAACUGAAAAUAACGAA
This is a messenger RNA of Toxorhynchites rutilus septentrionalis, 7184 nucleotides long. It is a transcript of the gene Set1, whose product is annotated as histone-lysine N-methyltransferase SETD1. The coding region runs from base 760 to 6393 and encodes 1877 amino acids. Gene Ontology annotation, molecular function: histone H3K4 methyltransferase activity; protein binding; RNA binding. NCBI's taxonomy places the organism in Eukaryota, Metazoa, Arthropoda, Insecta, Diptera, Culicidae. The record is from RefSeq and is a predicted model, not a curated record. The transcript has 4 exons. Gene Ontology annotation, cellular component: Set1C/COMPASS complex.